AUGGCAUCAUCAGGGACUGGCACUGGCUCUCCUUGUGGCGCAUGCAAGUUUCUCCGGAGGAAAUGUGCUUCCGAUUGUGUUUUUGCGCCUUACUUUUGCUCCGAACAAGGACCUGCUCGAUUUGCAGCCAUUCAUAAGGUGUUUGGUGCUAGUAAUGUGUCCAAGUUGUUGUUGCAUGUCCCGGUUGCUGAUCGUUGUGAGGCGGUUGUCACUAUCGCCUACGAAGCUCAAGCAAGGAUCAGAGACCCCGUUUAUGGAUGUGUUGCCCAUAUUUUUGCCUUGCAACAACAGGUGGCAUGUUUGCAAGCACAGUUGAUGCAAGUGAAGGCUCAACUAGCACAAAAUCUAAUCGAUUCACCACGCAUUAAUGUAGAGAAUAUUCAUCACCAGUGGCAAGGAAAUAACGUUUCUGGGGUGCCAUCAUUUCCAACUUGCAUCAAUCCAAUCUCCCCACAAAGCUCACUCGAUUCACUUGACCUUAACAACAACAGUAUGGAUCAUGGGAUGAUGAGUAUGCAAGACAUACAAAGCAGAGAGGAAUUUGCAUUCCAAUCCUGUGCCAAGGUCAAAAGACCAUACAAUAGUGACUUGGGUGAGCUUCAAGCACUGGCACUUAGAAUGAUGAGAAACUAA
Molecule: messenger RNA, 633 nt
Organism: Dovyalis caffra
Lineage: Eukaryota; Viridiplantae; Streptophyta; Magnoliopsida; Malpighiales; Salicaceae
Source: the annotation of a GenBank genome assembly